Messenger RNA from Linepithema humile (Argentine ant), 1287 nucleotides. RefSeq names its product sinuous (gene sinu). The record is from RefSeq and is a predicted model, not a curated record. Gene Ontology annotation, cellular component: membrane; septate junction. Lineage: Eukaryota; Metazoa; Arthropoda; Insecta; Hymenoptera; Formicidae. Gene Ontology annotation, biological process: septate junction assembly; regulation of tube size, open tracheal system.
CGAGGUGAGAUGCAGCAUAAGUUAGGUUAGGUUCAGUUCGUGACCAUUCGCUCCACCAAUAACACAGUCUGCUUGGGUGUGGUUUAUUAGUACCGUGAGAUCGUGAGAUCGUGAGAUCGUUAGGUGGGACUGUGUGACAAGUAGAUUUUGCUGUGUAUUCAGGCGAGCAGCAAGCGUGCUUAUCAGUCGACACUCUCGAUCUCGGAAACAGGAAACUUGUGGAGAGCGGCGGCAUGAAGAAGAGGACUCUGUCCGGCAACGUCGGCGUCGGCGUAUUCCUGGUGGCGUUUGUGUGCGUGUGCGUCGCAUUCGGCACACCCGCAUGGCUGGUUAGCGACCCACGAAUCAUUGGGGCUCAGCUCAACAGACUCGGUUUGUGGCAGCAUUGUUUCAGAUCAUUGCCGAAUCCUCAGGAGUCCGAUGCACCGAGACGAUUUUUCGUCGGCUGCAGAUGGGUCUACGACCCGUUCACCGCAGGUUACUCCGAGAUUCGUGGCUUCCUACUGCCUCCAUUCAUGAUAGCCACCCAAGUGUUCUUCACAAUAUGCUUUCUGCUGGGUCUAAUAUCAUUCUGUUUGAUAUUGCUCUUUACUCUAUGCUGCGAUCCUGAGCGAAAGAAAUACAUCGAGCUUAUAACCACCAUCGGUUAUUUGCUGCUGGCCAGUGGUCUCAGUGGUAGUUUGGCAGUCAUUAUAUUCGCCUGUCUUGGAAACACGGAUGGAUGGAUGCCUGGACACGCCAAUAAUUACUUAGGAUGGUCGUUUGCUCUAGGCGUCAUAGGCAGUGUAUUAAUGUUAGUUGCGAGCGUCUUGCUUCUGGUGGAAGCAAGCGUGCAACGGAAGAAGCGAAAUUAUCUGAAAGAAUCUCAAACGCGAUUUCCACUCGAAUCUCGCGCCUAAACAAUUGGCGUUUUUCGAUUGUUUAUGGAAGUAGCGCACAAGAAUCUCUACGCAAAAAUUAGGGUAAUUCCGUCCUAUCAUUCCGUCCAUGAUCUGAGAUUUUCUCAUAGAAGAAUCUUUUUUUUUAUAGAAUGUACAAAACCAGGAUUGUAUUAAUUUAAGCUUAGAUUAAAAUGUAUAAGUUCAAUAUUUUUGUACGAUAUAUUUUAUAUCUUUCUAUAUACGUCAUGUAGGACGAUAGUAUUGUACAAUAGUUUUAAAAAAAUUCGUGAAAAACUAGAUAAUAUAAUAGUUUGUCUGAUUUUAUUAUCAUGAGCAAUAGCUUUUCUAAACACAAAAAAGAUUUAAUCGAUUAAAAUUUGUCAAUUAUGGAUUAUGUAAAAAAAAA